GAAGUGAUUGUCCAUUAAUUGAAUGCAUUGAGUGACCGGUGUUUACAUGUUUUGGUUUGCAUUUUGACAACAAUUAACGCAAAACUAUUGAUUCAAUCAAUUGAUUGUCCACUAAAUGGCUAUUGAAUUGCCGGACAAUUAUGUCAUUCAAUACAUACUAUAAUCGCUUCAUUUGUAAAUCAAUUUGUAAUUUAUAUUUUCAUUAAAUUAUUAAAUGAUAAUCCAAUUCAUCACUGAUUGUCUCAUUUAGUGGACAAACCAUUGGAUCAAACGAUUGGAUGCAAUACUAGGAACAAAUACAUUCAUCACAUUAUAGACACAGCCAUUGAUUUUCAUUAGAAAUUAUAGUAAUUUUAUUUAAAUAAUAAUUGUUUGCAAAUAAUUGUGACCAAAAUUAUGGGUAAAAUAUUGUCCAAAAUAUUUGGUAACAAAGAGAUGAGGAUUUUGAUGUUGGGCUUAGACGCCGCCGGAAAGACAACCAUACUAUAUAAGCUUAAAUUAGGCCAAUCGGUGACCACUAUCCCGACGGUGGGCUUCAAUGUGGAGACGGUUACCUAUAAAAACGUCAAAUUCAGUGUUUGGGACGUCGGCGGUCAGGACAAGAUUCGGCCGCUUUGGAGGCACUACUAUACGGGCACUCAGGGCCUGAUCUUUGUGGUGGAUUCGGCGGACAGAGACCGCAUCGAUGAGGCGCGACAGGAGUUACACAAAAUAGUGAACGACCGCGAAAUGCGUGAAGUGAUUAUACUUGUCUUCGCCAACAAACAGGACUUACCCGACGCAAUGAAACCGCAAGAAAUUCAGGAUAAGUUGGGCCUAACGAUGACAAGUCUGCGGCAGAGGAAUUGGUACGUCCAGCCCGCCUGUGCCACCACUGGUGAUGGACUCUUCGAGGGCCUCACGUGGCUUAUGUCCAAUCAUAAGACUUAAUUGGUUUUGUAGAUAGUGUUUGAGUUUUAGAUCAAUUUUUUGUAUUAAUUAAUAUAAUUAUUAUUAUUAUUAAGUCAUUAUCUUUUCUUCAACGAAAGAGUGACAAUAUUUCCACAAAUUAUUUAUAUUUUUAUGAGUUUUUUCUGAAAAUUGUGUUUUAUUUAAUACAAAACGUUGGCUUAAAUUUUUUAUAUUGAAUAUAUCAGUGAAAAUGAUAAAUGAUUUGUAAACUAAACCACAUAUUAAUGAGAUUUCCGGGUAUUGAAGAAGCGAUUCAUGAGAUUUCAGUAAUAAUUUACUUCACAAUACCUUUUGUUCCAAUAUUACCAUAAUUUCAUAGACUAUCCAUUAGUCAAACUAUAAUUUUAUAUAAAUAUUAUUAUUAUUUAUUAAUAAAAUAAUAAUAUAUAUAAUGAGUGAAAACAAAUAAUUUUUUAUUCAUUUACUAAUGAAGUAUUUUAUUAAUUAUUGGAUUUAAUUUAUUGUAUAAAAUAGACUCGACUUUCCACUCUUUUCAAUAAAAUAUUUCAAUUCAAA
Medioppia subpectinata is the source of this 1467-nucleotide messenger RNA. Lineage: Eukaryota; Metazoa; Arthropoda; Arachnida; Sarcoptiformes; Oppiidae. The record is from the annotation of a GenBank genome assembly.